This is a messenger RNA of Camellia sinensis, 4596 nucleotides long. Lineage: Eukaryota; Viridiplantae; Streptophyta; Magnoliopsida; Ericales; Theaceae. The record is from RefSeq and is a predicted model, not a curated record.
AGUGUACAAAGACCAAGUAGCGUGCAAGUAACGCAAAUGUGCAGAGUAUAGAAACGAGAGAUACUUGUAAUUUCUGUUUUCUCAUCAAUCAAAAUCCCCAAUCUUUUGAGUAAGAGAUUUGGUAGUACACCAACCAAACAGUUACAAUGGCUUCAUCUGUUCCAUCUUCAUCUCGAUCUCGAUGCACAUACGAUGUGUUCUUGAGCUUUAGAGGCGAAGACACUCGCGAUAACUUCGUCAGCCAUCUAUACGCAGCGUUGGCUCAGAAGGGAAUUCACACCUUCAAAGACGAUGAAAAGCUCGAAAGAGGAAAAUCUAUUUCUCCGGAACUCCAGAAAGCGAUUCAAGAAUCAAGGUUUUCAAUUGUGGUUUUGUCCAAGAACUAUGCUUCUUCCAGAUGGUGUUUGGAUGAGCUUGUGGAGAUACUUGAAUGCAGCAACACAACUGUUUAUCCGAUUUUCUAUCACGUGAAUCCAUCGGAUGUGCGACGCCAAAGAGGGAGUUUUGGGGGUGGAUUUGAGGAAUUGGUGUCCAAACAGGAAGUAUUGGGGAUGGAGAAGGUCCAAAGGUGGAGGAAUGCUUUGGAGCAAGUUGCCAAUUUAUCAGGAUGGCCUUACCCUAGCGAUACAAUUGUUAGGUCUGAAUCAAUGUUCAUCCAAGAACUUGUUGGAAUACUUUUUAGAAAAUUAAACCAUACAUAUUCAAGCGUCUCUGAAGACUUAGUUGGGAUGGAUUCUCCUAUGGAGAAAGUGAUUGAAUUGUUAGGAUUAGGGAUGGAUGAUGCUCGUGCUGUGGGGAUAUGGGGAAUGGGUGGAAUGGGUAAGACAACUAUUGCAAGAGCUAUUUAUGACCGUAUCUCUUCCCAAUUUGAAGGUUGCAGCUUCAUUGAAAAUGUUAGAGAAGUUUCAGCAAAAAGUGGUCCGAAAACUCUGCAAGAACAACUCAUUUCCGAAAUCUUGUUGGAAAAAGAUUUGAAAAUAGGAAGUGUUGGUAUGGGAGUAAGUAUGAUAAGGAACAUGGUAUACCGUAAAAAGAUUCUUAUUGUUCUCGAUGAUGUGGAUGAAUCAACAGAACUUGAAAAAUUGAUAGGAGAACAGCAUUGGUUCGGUUUUGGAAGUAGAAUCAUUAUAACAACUCGAAAUCAACAUGCAUUAACUAGAUAUGGCAUAACACAUAUUUAUGAGGUUGAGGAAUUAAGAGAAUAUGAAGCUACAGAACUCUUUAAAUCGAAAGCCUUCGGGAAAUACCAGCAAGUGGAAGACUAUGGAGAACUUGUACCUCGUGCAGUAAAGUAUGCUAAAGGAGUUCCUUUAGCUCUCAGAGUUUUGGGUUCUUUUCUUUGUGGUCGAAACAAAUAUGAGUGGGAAAGUUCAUUAAACAGGCUGAAAGAAAGCCCUUUGAAUGAAGUUCAACAAGUACUCCAAAUAAGUUACGAUGCAUUACAAUUGGUAGAGAAGGAAAUAUUCUUAGAUAUUGCUUGUUUUUUCAGCGGGAAAAACAAAAAUGAUGUAACAAAAAUUCUAGAUAGUUGUGGCUUCCACCCAAUUAUUGGAAUAGAUGUUCUUGUUAAGAAGUCUCUCGUAACUAUCUCGGAUAAUAAGGUGAUGAUGCAUGAUUUGAUACAAGAACUAGGGUGGUAUAUUGUUCGCCAGAAAUCACCUAAAGAGCCUGGGGAGUGUAGUAGGUUGUGGCUUCAAGAAGAUUUGACACGUGUGCUGAUGGAGAAUACGGGAACAAAAAAAGUGGAAGGCAUAGCUGUGGAUUAUCUUGACCUCGGACAUCAAGAUCCCAAGGACAUUGGCCUGAAAGAAUUGAAGGUGGGCCCUAAAGCUUUUGCAAAGAUGUCAAACUUGAGAAUUCUCAAAAUGUGUUGUAUUCACCUCACAGAAGACCUCAAAUAUCUUUCUAACAAGUUAAGAUAUCUUGAUUGGUGCGGAUACCCUAUGAAAUGCAUGCCUUCAACAUUUCAACCAGGGCGUCUUGUUGAACUUCACUUAACCUAUAGCAGCAUUGAACAACUUUGGGAGGAAACAAUGCCACAUCUAGGCAUUUUGAGGAUCAUGAAUCUUAGUCACUCAACAUGUCUAACCAAGAGCCCAGACUUCACGAAGGUCCCAAAUCUUGAAAUAUUGAUUCUUGAAGGCUGUACAAGUAUGGUUAAUCUUCAUCCAUCCAUUGGAAUUCUUAGAAGGCUUAUUUGCCUCAACUUGAAGGACUGCAAAAAUCUCAAGAGUCUUCCAAGUGACAUUCAAUUGGAAUCUCUUGAAGUUCUUAAUGUCUCUGGGUGUUCAAAACUUGAAAACAUUUCAGUUAACUUUGGAUAUAUGAAAUGUUUAUCACAGCUUUAUUUAGAUGGGAUUGGUGUAAGUGAACUUCCACCUUCAGUUGGACAUCUUACCAGUCUUGGUUCACUGAAUCUAAGCAAUUGUAAAAAUUUGAAAAGUAUUCCAGACAGCAUUUGCCAGUUGAAAGCUCUUACAAGUCUAAACCUCUCUGGGUGCUCCAAAGUUGACAAACUUCCGCAAGACGUGGGUUUCCUGGACUGUUUAAAGGUGCUUCGCGCAGAUUGCACUGCAAUUAGACAAGUCCCCUCCUCCAUUGGACUUCUGAAGAAACUAGAAAUAUUAUCCUUACGGGGGUGUAAAGUACUAAGAUCUAAUUCAUGGAGUUGUUUUUUCUUGCCUUCAACUUUACUUAGAUGGAGAGAGAAUUCCAUGACUUUGGAACUAGCAGCUUUGUCAAGGUUAGUGUCUUUACAAAAACUAGAUCUCAGUUACUGUAAUUUAAAAUCUAUCCCCACAUCCAUUUGCCACAUCUACUCGUUGCACCAAUUAAAUCUCAGUGGAAACAACAUUGAAAGUUUACCUGCAAGCAUGAAUCAACUCUCGAAGCUGUCAAUAUUGCUUUUGGAAGGUUGCAAGAGGCUUAAAGAACUGCCAGAGCUUUCAUCAUCAGUACAUAAAAUACUAGCUGAUGAUUGCACAUCAUUAAGAACAAUAUUGAGUCCAUCCACAUUCAACAAUGUUGACUUCUUUUCCUUCAUGAAUUGCUUCAAACUGGUUGAGAGCAAGCAGAACAACAUCCUGACAGAAAAAUUUAUUUCAAAUUUAAUUCAAUCUGUUUCUUUUAUUGUUUUCCCCGGGAGUGAGAUUCCAAAGUGGUUCAGUCAUCAGAGUAGGGGUUCUUCAAUAUCUUUUGAGUUGCCUCCACAUUGGUAUAAUAGCAGGUUCUUGGGAAUUGUUUUAGCUGCUGUUGUAAUCAAGGAUAAAUCCAAGUUCCAGGGGUGCUAUUCUUUUAAGAUGACGUUUAAGCGCCUUAGUACUCAGACGGUCAUCGGAAAUUGCUGUACAGUGAAUCUACAUUUUCAAUUUGCGAAUUCUGGAAAUGUACAAGUUAUUUAUUUACCACACUUUGAUUUUCUGGGACUAAUGGAAGAUUAUAUGGAGCAAUUAAAUGAGGGUGGAAUUGAAUUUCAAGUUUGUUUUGUUGAACUCCAUCAUCUCUGUGGCAUUGCAAGGCAUUUUGCAUAUUAUAGUAAAAGGAAAGCAAAAUAUAUGGAAUGUGAACUUGAAUGCGGGCAUGUUGUUGCAGUGGAAAAGCUCGGUGUCCAUUUAUUAUACGAGAAAGCUGAUGAAGAAGCAUUGAUUACAUACAGACCUGAAGAAAACAUGGGUGUGGGUGUGUUCCAUGGAGACUUGGAUAGAUUAGUAGAAGUUGUGAAUGCUAGUGCUACUACAUCAAAGAGAAAAUGCGAUGACCUCAAUAACAACAAUGACUGCGAUGCAGCAGUAGCAGGACCCAGUGGAAGUGGCGGAUUUGAUGAUCAGGAGGAGGAGGACCACCUCAAUAGCAAAAGGCUUAGGAGCGAGUGAAAUUGGCAGCUUUGACCAGGACUGCAAUAUUUGGGAAUACUGGUGCAGAGGCCAACAAGCAGACAGAAAGAACAGAGUGCCAUGGUCAAGAUCUUUCAGUUGUGAGGGAAUCGCCUCAUACACAGGAUCAUUAUUGAUGGCUCAUGGAUGAAGGAUACUUUGCUCGUGGGAGGAGCUUGGGUAGCUUUGGAUGAAUUUGAUAAUCAGAUUGGGGCACACACUGCAGCCUUCUUCCCUUUAUCGGCAUCUAUGGCAGAAGCCAAGGCGUGUCUUGAUGCAGUUUGAUGGUGUGUAGCUCCUAGUGUCAAGACUGUUAACAUAUACAAAGACUCUCAUGUGUUAAUUAAUGAAUUAUCUUGUGGAUCAGCUAAAGCUUUGGAUCGGCUGUCUAUUGUUAAGGAUAUUGAGAUGCUCUUCUAUUUUCUUUUUUCUUUUUUGGGUAAAAAAGAUAUUAAGAUGCUAUGUAGGGUCAUUUUGGGAAGAUAGUUAUAAUCAGUUUUUGGUUGAAAGCCGAUUAUAAUCAACUUUUUGUGAGAGAAUGAAAUGGGUUAUAAUCUGGGAAAAUCCACUUCCCAAAAGAUCCCGUAAUACGUUUGAGUAUAUUUGUGUUACAAUUCCUAGGAACGUUGUUGGUGUAGCCCAUAGAAAGGCAAAAGCUGCUCUUAGACGAUGCAGUAAAUUUUGUGUUGUACUUGCAGCUUUAUCUAUACUUCAGAAUUUAGUC